Messenger RNA from Cyphomyrmex costatus, 464 nucleotides. It is a transcript of the gene l(3)87Df, whose product is annotated as cytochrome c oxidase assembly factor COX20 lethal (3) 87Df. Lineage: Eukaryota; Metazoa; Arthropoda; Insecta; Hymenoptera; Formicidae. Bases 53 to 388 code for a protein of 111 amino acids. Gene Ontology annotation, cellular component: mitochondrion; mitochondrial inner membrane. The record is from RefSeq and is a predicted model, not a curated record. Gene Ontology annotation, biological process: mitochondrial respiratory chain complex IV assembly. The transcript has a single exon.
UUGCGCCUUGCUCGAAGAUUACGUAAACACAUUUGUAUUAUCCUGAGUUAACAUGGAUAACGCGACCGUCCAAAAAGUGGACGAGAACGAUGAGUCCAAGGCGGUGAUGUUGUUCGGCCGAGACAUCAGGAAGAUCCCCUGUUUCAAGCACAGCCUGCUGUACGGCAUCUACAGCGGUCUCGCAACCGGCCUGGUCACCUUCAUGUUUACCAGUCGUGCGAAUCUAUCGGCGAACAUGGCCCUGGGAUCCUACAUGGGUGUCACUGUAGUUUACUGGUUCUACUGUCGAUACAACUACGUAAUGGAAAAAUACGAAAUGCAGCACCUGCAAAGUAUCUUUCGGCAAAGGUCGAUCAACCCCGAAGAUAAGGCCAAGGAAAGCGUUUAGGAGCUUCAGAGAAAAACUGAUACAUGAAAAUUGUUCCUCUGUCGCGAAAGACUUUUAAAAUUAUAUACGACAAUAA